CUGGAGAAAACUCGGAGGAGUCCAGCAGCUAUCGCUUCCAGCGGCUAUUUCCCCGAGUCGGUACGAAGUGAGAACUUCCUCCCGGGAUGCCCUUUCGGGGGUUGCGGGGCUGAGCACAUGGCUGCCUCCCCUGGGUCUGCCCCGCGUCUGUCACAGCACUGCCUGCCAAGGGGCCUGCCGGCGCCUGCUCUCCUUUCUGAGUGCUAAUCUGACCUCAAGAAAACUUCAGCUGGGUGAGGAGAGGAGGCUGAUCCAAAAGGCUUUACUGCAGGGAGCCUCUGGGAGUUCCAGGGUGAAGAAAUCUGCCUUCAUCUGGAGACCUCUGCUGAAGGUGAAGACCUCCUAACAGGCCAGACAGCCUUGGCAGGAGUUCAGAAGUCUUACACCAAGAUCGCUGCUGGUCGUGGAGCGCAGAGGGGACGGCCAGAAUCCCACAUCUUUCAGCGAGAAGAAAGGAGUCAGCGGAGCAGACUAAUACGGACUUGUGUCGGGUGCCCUUGCCCUACAAAGGCUGCCUUUAAAAGAGAAACGCAGUGUUAUUUAAUGAGCUGUGAGAUGAGGCACUGCUGCUAACGCUCAGAUCCCAGGAUUCAUCGGCUACUCAUUGUGCUUAAUGUACAUGUUUCUGCACCGUGCAUUUAGGAGAUCCCAGAGAAGAAUCCAAAACGGCUGCGGGGGAAAGACCACCAAACAUGCCUACAGAAACAUUACCGACAGGUAGCAUGGUGAAGCCGGUCAGCCCUGCUGUGACUUUCACAUCUGCCGUUCCUCUCCGCAUCCUGAACAAAGGACCUGACUAUUUUCGCAGGCAGGCGGAGCCUAAUCCAAAAAGACUGAGUGCAGUGGAGAGGCUUGAAGCCGACAAGGCGAAAUAUGUCAAGAGCCAGGAGGUCAUCAAUGCCAAGCAGGAGCCUGUGAAGCCGGCAGUGCUGGCGAAGCCACCGGUCUGUCCCGCGGUCAAGCGAGCGCUGGGGAGCCCCACCCUGAAGGUCUUCAGCAACAAUGCAAAGACUGAGAGUGGAGUCCAGAGAGAAAAUCUGAAACUCGAGAUUUUGAAGAACAUCAUCAACAGCUCUGAAGGCUCCAGCUCAGGUUCAGGGCAUAAGCACGGUCCCCGAAAUUGGCCACCCCACAGAGCCGAUUCAACAGAGCUGAACCGACACUCAUUCGCAGAAUCCUUGAAGGUUUACCCCACGCAGGGCUGGAGCAGCCCACAGGAGAGCAGCUCCAAUGUCAGCAGAAGGCUGCUAGAUCAGUCAGCAGAGACUUUCUUACAUGUCUCUCACAGCUCUUCAGACAUUAGGAAAGUAACUAGUGCAAAGCCCUUAAAAGCAAUACCCUGCAGUAGUUCAGCCCCACCUCUGCCUCCAAAGCCCAAAAUCGCUGCCAUUGCCACCCUGAAAUCCCCAGAGAUUGAGGCAGUCGAGUCUGGAUGCGGAGUUAGUAGAAGACCCUCCCUACAGCGAUCAAAGUCAGACUUGAGCGACAGAUACUUUCGCGUUGACGCAGAUGUCGAACGGUUCUUUAACUACUGCGGACUGGAUCCUGAAGAGCUUGAAAACCUCGGGAUGGAAAACUUUGCAAGGGCUAACUCUGAUAUUAUAUCCCUCAACUUUCGCAGUGCAAGCAUGAUUAGCUCAGACUGUGAACAGUCUCAGGACAGCAACAGUGACCUUAGAAAUGAUGACAGUGCCAAUGACCGUGUGCCAUACGGCAUUUCUGCCAUUGAAAGGAAUGCCAGAAUCAUCAAGUGGUUAUACAGCAUCAAGCAAGCUAGAGAGUCACAGAAAGUGUCCCAUGUGUGAGAGAGAAAUCCACCGUAGAAAAAAGCAAGGACUGUAUCUUUGUCUGUGAAUAUUCAGUUUGUGAAGGGUUGUGAAGUCUACUUGAAGUCUUGUACCCUUCUCAAAUCUCUUUGUGUUGCUUGUUGUGCAAUGUUUCCAAGUUGCAUGCCUGUCAACAUGUGAUCUGACCUGGCUUCCACUUGAACAAUAACUAACUACAAAGCCUGGCUGAGCAUACACAUUAUCUGCCAAAAGUUUAAGACAUGAAUCUGAUUAGGGCUUCAGUAUAAUCAAAGUGUUUACACGGAAAGGUUAUAUGACUUCUUUGGUAUUUAUGUGGUUCCUUGUGGAUUUUAUAUAUGUCACUUCUUGUCUUAAUACAGAUAUUGUCAACUGACGUUACUCGUUUCUAAGUUGAAACAGAAUCCCUUUGGGGGGAAGAAAAGUGAAAUUGGCCAAAAUAAGAGGUUUAGGCAUACGACGAUAGGCAAAGCAGCCUUAUCUCUUGUAGAAAGUGCAUUAUGGGCACACGAAAGCUGUUUCUAAAAGGCAAAGAAUGCUAUGUUCUUAAAUUAUGUAUUGUUGUUAAACUAUAUAUCCCUACUUGUAGUAAGGCACUGUUCAGUAAAAGUUUCUUUUUCCUAGGUAAGCUCCCUCUGUUUUACAGCAGACGUAGUCUAGUGAAUCUGCUUGACCUCUCAUAAACUAAAUGAGUCUUACAUUUGGGUUGGUGUAAGCAUUAUAAGGAUUUUGUAUUAUCCCAGCUGGAAAAGCUUAAAGAAGGUUGGAGUUAACAGAUGAAAACAGCGCAGGUACAAGAUUUUGUGGGUUUGAUUUUUACUCAAAGAUUCCUGGUCUUAAACUUUUGACAGGAAUAAUUAGAUCCUAUAGCUGAUAUUGAAUGCCUUUAUUAGUCAAAACACAUCAUGACUACAAACUCCAUGCUGUCUUAAUUUUUUUUCUAGACCUAUUUGAACAGUUAAUGAACAAAAAUGGAAACACACAGCCAUAUCAAUAUAACGCCUCCUAUUCAGAAGUAAAUACACUCAGUAGCUGAACUAUUAUCUGAAAAAAUGUGAUUAUGUUGUCUUGCAUAUGUUAUAUCUAAGGCUGUGAAAGUUUGUUCCAGCUCUAGGAAAGUGUAGAAACAUGACAGUAUGUAGCUUUUCUUUUCUUUUUCUUUUCCUCCUUAAGAUGGUUAGUGCUGCCAAUCAACCUGUUACAAAUCUUUAAACAAUCUGUGUCUUCCCAGUGGUUUAAUUAACUGUCAUUUCAACUGACAGUGGUGGUGUGGUAGUGGAGAAGUUGAAAGUACAGUAGUCUGCUUCAUUAUUAUUGUAUACAUGAUUUGAAGUAAAUUGCAGCACUACCUUAUACUACAUCAGCUAAUAGGAAACUUUUUUAUUGUGUAAAUGCUGUAAGACUUUGUAUAUACUUCAGUUGUUAUGAAAUCUUUAAAAGGAAGAGUGUUAUGCUAAUAAAUAGCUCCUGGUGCAGGUAUGCUAGGGUUUUUCGUUCUUAUUUUCACCCUUCCCAUUCUUAAAAUUAUAUCAGGAACUCAAUUGCAGUGUGUUAUAGUGCUGUAGAAGGUCUUGGUUAAAUAAUAGUUCCAGUAAAAGGUUUCUUUUACUAAAGUGCUUUCCAGAAUAUAAUUUUUUAUAAAAUAACUAUAGCAGCAUGAUCUGUCUGAAGAACUAGAAGAGAUUUUCAAGACUCCUAAAAUAGCUUGCUUCUUCCUUACCUAGCAAUGUUACUGUUCCUGUUUAUAGCAUCUGUUCGUAAUGAAUCACCGCAGUCUUCUGAAUUAUUCUUCAGUAGUGCUUAUUUAUAUAUUUGAAUAUUAAAGAUGUUUUACAAAGUCGA
This is a messenger RNA of Corvus hawaiiensis (hawaiian crow), 3647 nucleotides long. RefSeq names its product family with sequence similarity 110 member B (gene FAM110B). Bases 693 to 1805 code for a protein of 370 amino acids. Lineage: Eukaryota; Metazoa; Chordata; Aves; Passeriformes; Corvidae. The record is from RefSeq and is a predicted model, not a curated record. The transcript has 3 exons.